Messenger RNA from Ictalurus furcatus (blue catfish), 4021 nucleotides. RefSeq names its product chromosome 16 C5orf63 homolog (gene c16h5orf63). The transcript has 4 exons. The record is from RefSeq and is a predicted model, not a curated record. Bases 530 to 892 code for a protein of 120 amino acids. Lineage: Eukaryota; Metazoa; Chordata; Actinopteri; Siluriformes; Ictaluridae.
GGAAGAGCUGUCAAUAAAGUUGCUGACAUGUUUUGCUAUUGCUGUGGGACGUUUAAAUUGUAGGAAUAGUAUAUAUCAUAUUGUCUUAAAAACGUGGGGCGUCUGUUUUCAUUUAUGUUGGACGCAAGGCCGUGCUAAAAUUAUUUCUCUUAGACGUAGUAUAGCAAGCUGAUGCCAUUUGUAAACGUGGUCCAAUUUCUGUUAGAUGAAAGUAUUAUAUAAUUUUACUGUUACUGUGAGUUUAGUUAAAUUUAUGCAUUCAAUAACGACCCGGAAGUGAUUGUGAAACCACGUGGGUCACCAGAGCGCAACGUUUAUAUUGUAUACAUUCCCAGCUAACGUUCAGGGGAUGUUUGGAUUUUUGGUUCCCGAAACGUUAUUAAAACAGAUCUUAUUUAGUUCCCCUUCGGUUUCGAGGAGAGUUUAUGGACAUAUAGCAUACGGAAAUGUAAUGUAUUUGCACAUUGUGGUACAGAGGACGUUUUGUUAACGUUCCCAUAACCUUUAACUAUGUUUGCAGUAACCAGUGAUGGUUCGGAGAACGUUUUCAGACAUGGUCACACUACUUCCCAAACUUCUUCGCCACAUAAAGCCUCAAUCGCUUCAAUUCAUCAGGACUUCCUGUUCACAGAGGACUUUACCUAUUUUAACUCUCUUCACAAAGGAUCCAUGUCCCUUGUGUGAUGAAGCAAAAGAAAUGCUUGAACCAUAUAAACAUAGGUUUAUGUUGCAGGAGGUGGACAUUACUCUUCCUGAGAACAGUGUGUGGUAUGACAGAUACAAGUACGACAUCCCAGUGUUUCAUCUGAAUGGACAGUUUUUGAUGAUGCAUCGUGUGAACACAGCAGUCCUGGAAAAGCGGCUGGCCAAAUCAGAGAAAGAACCAGUUUAAUUAUGCUCAAAUAUUACAAAAACCUGUUAUAUACUGCAAAGUUUUCAGUGAGAAGUAACUGUUUUGCCUCAUUUUUUGUGCUUGUUUGGUAGAGUUUUGUGGGGGUUUUUUUGGUCAUUAAAUAUAUCAUCAUCAUUAUUAUUAUUAUUAAAUAUAUUAUUAAAUAUGUGUGGAAAAUAAAUAUUGAGCUGUAGGUACUAGUGAAGGAUGAGGAAUACCACUACUGUAAUCAAAUAAUUGUUAUCUUAAUGGAUUAGGAACUUGACCCAGGAUUAACCAAGAUGUUGAUAUGGAAGUAACCAAAAGUGGACUUAGUGAUUUGUUAGAAAUGUUUGGACUGCCAUUAUAUAAAAAGAUUUUUCAGACUACAAGACACAAAAUCUGCUGUUUCAGAAAAAGUAAAAAUAAAUCAUUAAAAAAAACAGAAGUAAUAAAUGGACAGAACAUACAGUGAGGUCCAAAAGUCUGAGAGCACUAGUGAAAAUGUUUCUAUUUUGCAUUCUUUUCUUAUUUAAUACAUUUAUUUAUUACAAAUUAUAUUAUGAACAACAACUUGAGUGAAAAAUGGAAUCUUUGAACUAUUUGCAUGAAUUUCAGUGCUUAGUAUGUGGUAUGUCCCCUUUUUGCUUUAAUGAUACGUUUUUGCACAUUUGUGCAAAACCUUAUGAUCCAUUUUAGAUCAAAUCCAUCAGAUUGUCUUCUGAACACCUGUUUCAAUAGAAGAGAUUACGCAGGAAGAAAAUCUGACUUUUCAUAUAGAAAUAGUGCAGAGCCUUUAAUAUUAAAUAUUUGUGAUAUUAAACAUUUAUUUUCUUUACUUUAAACAUUUCAAAAUUCUAAAACCUUCUGUUUUACUUCACAUUUUAAAUGAAAAAAAAAAAGAUUUUUAAUGUGGUCUCAGACCUUUAGACCCCACUGUAUCUUUGAAAACUUUAGUCUGGUUUAAUUCAUCAUAUUUAUACAAGGUAUAUUAAAAUUUAAAGAUUUUGAUAUUUGAGAUUUUGCAUUUAUUUGAUAGUUUGUCUCUGAAGCUUAUAGUUUUCUGUGGGACCCAAUGCCCCAUAUUAUGUUUGAAUAAUCUCUUAAUUCUGUGCAGCUUUGUCCUGGUCAGUAGGAGGCGCAUAUGGAAGGCCAUUGUGGUUAAAAUGUGGCCAUACACAAAACAACAUAUUAACCUCCUAAACUAUGUAUGACUCUACACUUCCCCCAUUAGUCACCAAAAAUAAUAGCUUAGCUUAACAGCUUUGUAUUGUUUUUCAUGUAGUUACUGAAUAAUAAGCAUUAUGAUCUUGAAAUCAAGCAUGAAAGGUUCAGAUAAUUAUUUAUUCUGUAUCUGGGGCUAGGUUUUAGUAGGCAUCUUAUUGCAACCGCUUAAUCGAGAUGCAUGGGCUUAGCAGAUGAAAGUGAAAAAGGCAUCUUGUACAACUGAAUAUUCGAAAUUGUGUCCCGAGGAAUCUUUGAGAGUUCUGUCUGAAUUUAUUUGCUAAAUUCAAUGGUUGAGAGGUUGAAAACAUGUUAAAAGGAUAUUAAAAAUAAUAGACAUACAAAGAAUAAGCAAAAGCAUGGAAAAUGAUUGUCAAAGUAGAAAGAAAAUAACCCCCUUUUGGGGAUAUUGCCAGUUUUAGCAAACAGUUAAUUAUGAAGUUCUGCAGUGAAUAAAAAACUUACUGUAUAUUAUGUUAAUAGAGAUGAACCAAGGAGAAGAAGUGGAAGACCCAAAAUGAUGAAUAAUUCAAAAGCUUUAAACUAUCAGAAAAUUCUAAAAUAUUAAAAUAUCCACAUUUUUUGGUUUAUAGUGUCGUCACUGCAGCCCACCACACAAUGUUUUCAUGUGGUUUGUCAGUACAUCUUUGAGUAUUUGAUUAAUUUCAAUUCUACUUUUGUGCUAGAUAGUCAGGUCCUCCACUAAAGACUCUUGGGUAGUAGUUGAAUAGCAGGGAGGAGACACGGAUGUGGUGGGUGUAGAAACUUUGAAAUUUAUUGAAAUUUGGCAUAGAUGAUAGUGGCACACAAUCAGAUUUGGUGGCUGUGACCUGGAUAGGGAAGUUUCCAUAAAAUUCCAUUUUAAUUAGAAUGCCAGUGAAAUUAGUUUGGUAUGUGGCCAAAUACUAGUUAGUAGUAUUGGUUGAAUCUGUGGCUAGUAAUAUAGAAUAUUUCAGGGGGUCAAUCCUGGGUUUCUCCAGAUACGCAUACCUCCCUCCUCCAACCUUCUAAAACAUGCUAGUAGGUGCAUAAACUGCUCUAAAUUGGCCCUGUGUGUUUGUGUGUGUGUGUGUGUGUGUGUGAGUGUGGGUGUGGGUUGGUGGAUGGGUGGUAUAUUCCUGCCUUGCACCAUAUGUUCCUGGGAUGAACUCCAAAUCCAGAUCCACCAAGACACUGAUCAAGAUAAAGCAGUUACUGAAUGAAUGAAUAAAUGAAUAUAAAUAUAGGAAGGCAACAAUUUGAAUAAACCCUUAUAUAUUGAAAUAUUGAGGUUGACAGUCAUAAACAGUGCUAGUUUAAAUAAUCAUGUUAAUUUACCAUCUCUAGUGUGUGGUUAGCGCGUUUGCCUCACACCUCCAGGGUUGAGGGUUUGAGUCCCGCCGUUGCCUUGUGUGUGUGGAGUUUGCAUGUUCUCCCCGUGCUGCCAGGGUUUCCUCCGGGUACUCCAGUUUCCUCCCCCAGUCCAAACACAUGCAUGGUAGGCUGAUUGGCAUGUCCAAAAGUGUCCGUAGUGUAUGAAUGUGUGUGUGAUUGUGUGUGUGAUUGUGUGCCCUGCAAUGGAUUGGCAGCCUGUCCAGGGUGUACCCUGCUUUGUGCCACAUGCUCACUGGGAUAGGCUCCAGGUUCCCUGCGACCCAGUAAGGAUAAGCAGUACAGAAUAUGGAUGGAUGGAUGGAUGGAUGGAAUAUAGUACUGAUAAUAACAGUAAUCUACAGCAGAUCCAAGACAAAUGUAGAAAGCUCUUUUUUUGCAUAAUGAAUAAGAAGUGAUUAGCACAAAGCUCUACCAUAAACAUAUAGUAUUCUUGCGUUUCAUGUGACGUCAAAGUGUAUAAUCGUUGCCAUUUUGAAUAGCGAAUAAGAGACUGACUGCAUUGAUGUUGCUGUGUUUGUAUUUCAUUAAAAUUGCAUUGCAUUUAUACUGACA